Fopius arisanus is the source of this 2274-nucleotide messenger RNA. Its product is annotated as beta-1,4-galactosyltransferase 1. Gene Ontology annotation, biological process: carbohydrate metabolic process; glycosphingolipid biosynthetic process. The record is from RefSeq and is a predicted model, not a curated record. Gene Ontology annotation, cellular component: Golgi apparatus. The transcript has 2 exons. Gene Ontology annotation, molecular function: galactosyltransferase activity; N-acetyl-beta-glucosaminyl-derivative 4-beta-N-acetylgalactosaminyltransferase activity. Lineage: Eukaryota; Metazoa; Arthropoda; Insecta; Hymenoptera; Braconidae. Bases 267 to 1262 code for a protein of 331 amino acids.
UCAUGGAUCAGAAGCAUCAGAAGACAUGGACAUGAGAGUCUUGCAGUCUCACACGAGUGGUCGAGGCGAAGUGUUGUGGGAAUCAGUUUCAUUGACAUAAACAAUCAAACAAAAGUGCAGUUGUGACAUAAAUUUUGCCUCCAAAGAGAACAUCUCUCGAGAAAUGAAGCGAAUAUGUUGCCACUUGACAUUAGACUGAAUAAUUGACAUUAAGGUGAUACCCCUCACGUAUUUAUCACAAUCAAAUGCGGCUGAUAUAGGUUACGAUGUCUCGCAAUUUUCAAAACUUCAUUAAAAUGUUCAUAGCAUUUUUAAGCACUUAUGCUCGUGGGUUGUCGUAUUUAGUCACGAUAAUACUAGUCCUGUGUUAUUGCCUCCAUCCCGGGAGAUUUGCAUCGCAUUACAAUUUUAUAAAGACAGAAAAUAUUCACGAUGAACUGGAGAAGUCAUACGAUCCUCGGGAUAAUUCAUGUGUGAUAUCGAUAACUGGGAGGAAAUUUUCGGAAUUGUCAUAUCCAGAGGAACACCCGAGGGAAGAUCCAGUAGCGAUGGCCAGAAGACUUGGAAUUUUACCUGGAGGACAGUGGAGACCACUUAAUUGCCAUCCUUUAUUCAACGUUGCUAUUAUUUUGCCGUUUAGAAAUAGACAUGCACAGCUCAGUAUUUUUAUGAAUUAUAUACAUCCCUUUCUGCAAUCACAAAAUCUGGAUUAUCGAAUAUUUGUUAUCGAGCAGAGUCCUAUACGCGAAUUCAAUCGCGCUAAAUUAUUCAACGUCGGGUACAAAGAGGCAACGAAAGUCAAUGAUUUCCACUGCUUCAUCUUUCAAGACAUUGACUUGAUACCACAAAAUCCAGAUAAUAUUUAUGCUUGUACCAAGAUGCCCAGACACAUGAGCUCGAGUGUUAACACCUUCAGAUACAAUUUACCAUAUACUGGAUUAUUUGGUGGAGCUAUUGCCCUUACUAGGAGGCAAUUCGAAUGGGUUAAUGGAUUUUCCAAUGUUUUUUAUGGCUGGGGAGGCGAGGAUGAUGAUUUCUACAGUAGACUGCAAUCUCGGGGUCUCCAGGUUAUUCGUUUUGGUCCUGAUAUCGCUCAAUACUAUAUGCUGACCCAUAAAAAGGAGCCACCAAGCAGCGCAAGAUUUGAGCGUUUAGAAAAUAGUGCAAGGAGAUAUGAUUCUGAUGGACUCAAUAAUCUAGAUUAUAAAGUAUUAGAUCAUCAACUUCGUCCACUCUACUCCUGGAUAUUGGUCGAUGUUUGAAUAAUUUAGCAGUCGAUGAAAAGAUCGAGAAUCAUUUCAUUUAAAUUGUAGAGGAAAAUUUGUAUAUCGAACUGCAUAUCAAAUGCCUUUUGUUGAAUGUGGCGAUAUAUUAUCUGCUGUGUUGUAGAAGGUUUAACAUGUUCAACGAUGGAAUAUGUAGAUUCAUUAUCUAGACAAUACCUGGCGUUUAGUGCAGUGUCACGGUAGCUCAAUUAUUUGUGGUUUCAAGUCCUCAAGGAUAUCCAAGUGUUUAGAACUUUUUGUUUCGAAUUUUAUUUGUUAGCAGAGCUUCCAUUCGAUCGGCUGUAUGCUACCCGAUUUUUUACAACGAUUUAAUUGUUUAGACCUGAGGAUUUCAAUCUUAAUUGUAAUUUUAAUUGCUACACUUAAAAUUUUCUAGUCGAUAAUCUCGUUUAUAGUUUGAAAGAUGAAGUCUCUAGUCUAAGAAUAUUUAUUUCAAUUGUAGCGAGUGUGAAUUCAUACCAAAAAUUAGAAUAUUUUAUUCCAUAGGUGCCCGUAAGCGAGAUUACGGGCCCAAUGACAUAAAAUAGUGUAUGAAACACGUGCGUUAUGGAUUCUUUCACUCGUGGGAUAGUAAAACUCGCCCUCGGCUCAUGUUACAACCCUCCCACGAGCCAAGAAAUCCAUUACGCACUUGUUGCGUAAGAUACUAUUAAUCAAUUUUCGUUAUUUGUCAGUUGGAUAUCCUUGUAUGAAUCUGUGCAAAAUUAAUUUCUCUAACAAAAAAUACAUAUCUUUGGCAUAAAAGAGGUGUAGAGAAAUUCAACGAGAGAUGCCUCAAUCAAAUAUUAAUUAAAAAAUCCUCACAGUUUAGGCAAAAAAAAUUUAGUUAUAGUUUCACUAAAGAGAUUGUCCCAUGAUAAACAUUUUUUUUCCGUAAUUUUUCUCUGAAGUUAAUCGUCUUAAAGAUAGUUGCAUCAAUCUCUAGAAGUUUUCCAAUUUUUCACUUUUGGAUUUGAAGCUUUUUCAGAUGAAAGGGGAUCUGUAUUAA